AUGUCUACACGACCGGACUCUGCGGCUACGCGCCCUCGUUCGCGCCGCUCUCUUGCCCAUGUCCCGCGAUCUAAGAUGACGUCUGGCUUGGAUAAGGAGAAUGCGACGACGGACAUCGGAGCAAUGGCACCGUCUGGGUCCAACACCAGAGCUUCUGCCAAGGAUAAGAAGUCCCGAAGCAAGAGCUUAGGACCUGGAGGACUCGAUGCGCUGCAGCAUUCUAAUGGAAAUCGUCGCAAGUCAACCGCCUCAUUUCCUCUCAAAUCAAUUCUCAAACCUACAGUCCCCGUGUCCCCAGUGCGAAACAUUCCAUCAUUCGAAGAGACACGCCGGCGCACCCCGGCUCGGGAUACAUCAAGUCAGAAGGCCAAUGUCGUCGGCAAUGAUCAAGGAAAAGAGGGGCUUCUGAUCGACUUUGCAACACCACCCCAGCCCGCUCAUACAGGGGAAGGAAAUGUCGAUAACCCAUUCGACACCUUUAAUGCGACAUCUGCCAUUCGCGACGAGAUGGCUGCAACCAAAGAACGUGACGAGAAGGAGCGCCGGGAGCGGGAACGCCAAACGAUUUUAGAGAAGCGAGAAGCCCGCCGAAAGUCCAUGGCAAAUCGUCGUGUCUCCUUCGCCCCCGAAGCCACACUGCACACCUGGAACGUUGUCGAGAUACCCGAUGAUGCAACCUCGUCAUCUGCGUCAAACUCUACUCGACGGGCCUCAUCACUUACGAAUCACCAGGACCAACAGCCCGCACCUACCCCGGCAAAGGAGGCCCCUUCGUCGCCAGAUGAUGCCGAGUCGGACUUUGGAUUCUCCCCCGUUCGUGAGCAAGACUUGCAGCAGAUGAGGGAUCGCUCGGUAUCAGAAGGCACAGAUGAUAGCCAUGCAGACCUUUCCUCUAGCCCCUUCAGUGGAAGCUCAGCUGUGAGCGAAGAUACUGGCGUUCACAGUGUGGAGGAAGAGGAUGGAACUUCCUCCGCAUCCGAGGACGGAUUUGAUGCCGAGAGCACUGCCAUGAGCAUGGAUGAUCUGACAGCCCGUUCUUCUGCUACCGUGCAGUCAGAUAUUUCCUCUAGCUCCAGCUCCAGCGCUAGACUCAACGACGCACUCCGCCAGGCUGCGAAGGAAGCUGGCACCCAAGCAAUUGACGACACUGGUGAGGUUUCAAUGGAAAUAGCGGACCAAGAAAUCACCGGCGCAUUUCAGCCCUGGAUCAAGAAGGGCCAAAGACAAAGCUUCGACUGGGAUGACCUUAGUGCUCGACAUGAUCAAGAAAAUGUCGAGCCCGCCAAGGCCUCCUCGGCGCCAGACUUCCCCGGUUCGGAUGAUAUGGAUGAGGACGAGGAGCUGAGUAUGGAUGUGACUAAUGUCGUUGGAGGGAUUUUGGGCAGAGCAACUGGACGCCGCCAGAGUGCUGUCAGUCGCAAGUCCCUCGGCCAAGAAACUAACUAUGGUGAUCAGACCAUGGAGAUGACUGGCAUGGUCGGUGGUAUUGCUGCCGCAGAAUCUCCUGCUAGGACCUUUGACGAAGGCAAUGAAGAUGAAGAGAUGACUAUGGAGUUCACAUCAGUCGUUGGUGGAGUGUUGAAUAAGGCCCAACCGCCUCAACAAGCUGCGGACAUCAGCAUGGAACAAGCGGGCUCCUACACUCCCAAGUCGGACCGCAUGUCUGUCGAGGAGGAUGAUAACUCCGACGAGGGCAUGGAAAUGGACAUGACUAGUGCUGUCGGUGGUAUCUUGCCACCGGGUUUGGAGACCCCAGAUAAAGCUCAGGCCAAGAGGAUCAUGGAGCUUGAAACAGAGUCCGGCCAGCUGGGAAGCUCGCCCUUCCAAGACAGUGUCCAACAGUCUCCUCAAAAGUCUCCUGCAAAAUCACCUCUUGCAUUACACGUCGCUACUGUUGCCUCGGAGAAUGGCAGCCCCAGCCUGACGAGUGUCCCGCCUAGACGGCUAUCACGACGUAGCUCCGUUCUAGGAGCAUCAAGAACUCUAGAAUUGGACCCUCAACCGCAGUCGCCAUUGAAGAGGCCAACCACGCCUCCGAAACAGCUGACGCCUCAACCCCGAGCUACAACGCCCAGCAAAACUCCUCCGUCUGCCAAUGUCACCUUCCGCAGUGCCUCCCCUAAGAAGCUCUUCAAGCCCGAGCUUAAACAGUCGGCCGAGAAGCAGAAAUCGUCUCGUCUGAGCAUCUUUGAGCAGGACCUUUCCACUGGUCAGUCAACACCUCGGAUUGUUCUCCAACCUCGCGAGGGACGUCGCUCUUCUGGCGUGGGAAUUGACAAGGAAGGUCUUGGAUCGCCUCGCGUUGCGGCUCUCCUGGAUAAACGACUCACAUUGGGUGAAAACACGCCGCAAUUCGUUCCUCAAGAGCGGCCUCAUGUUGGUGGUGUACGUUUUGAAGACCCAUUGAAGUUGCAGGCUGAAGAGGAGCGGGAGCGCGAGGAGGAGGAGCCUCGAGAAGAUGGUCAAAUUCCUUUCCUUAAUCCUACGAAUCGGGAUCCCACCACGAGCUUGAAAGAUCUGAUCUCACGCAUGAGUCCGAAGAAGGGCAAGAUCGGUAGUCGCAAGAGUCUCCAUGUCGGUGCUGCUCGCGGUAUUCUAGGCAAGCGUCCUGCUGAACUCGACUUGGACGAUGAAGAGGCAGAGAACUCGCCAAAGAGACUGCGUGGUCAUACUGUCAGCCCAGUCAAGGGUGUUCGGCUACCGGCUCCAAGCCAUGAUAGCACAAGCCGCCGAUCCCCGAUGCGUAGAGCUCGCAGCUCCUCCCCACUGAAGGGUAGUACCACCCCUACGCAAGAGCGUACAAGCGUUUCCACCAACGGAACAACGCUCUUGAAGAGGAGUCUCGAUGCUCUGCAUCUUGCUUCUGAUCCUCAGCAGCCGGAGGAGGAAGAGGUAGUGGCUACUGUCGAGGAUCAAGUUGAGGAUGUUGAGCCGAUCGAACUUCAGGAUUUCCUUAAAAUGACCAAUAUCCACUUCAUGGAGCUCACCACAACAAAGAGGCGUCACACUACCGCGCCUGGCAGCGCUUCCAAGAGGCUGAGUCGGGCGUCUUCGGAGCAUGUUGCUAAGCCAGGCGUGAUCACUUUUGACGACUGUGUGACCGCUGGCUUCUGCACGGUACCUAUGCUAGAGUUGUAUCAACACUCUUGCCGUGAACUGAAGUCAUACAUCUCCGAAGGCCGCCAGGUGAUUCGUUCCAUUGAAGCUGAAACAUACGAGGAAAACCCUCCUCUCUUCCGCGAAUAUGUGACAGCCCCGCCGGAAAUUCGGGUCAUAAUGGACAACCAGUUCCGAAACGCGAAGACCCAUGCACGCCUGCUCAGCAAAGCCACGUGGUAUGAGUGGCGCAUGAAGCUUCUCGAAGGCCUGAAGGAGGGUCUCCACCGGCAUGUGGCGGAUAUGAAGGCAGAUGAUGAGCUGCUAUCUAAACGCGAGGAGCUCCUGGGCAACGUGGUGCCUCCUCUGGUAGAGAAGCACGUGUCUCUUGAGCAAGAGGCAGCCAAUUUGCAGCAACUAGUCGAAGAAAUGGAGAACUGCGACCAGGAAGAGCUGCGCGGUGCACGUAAAAAGCUUUCUAGCGUCGAGGACGAGAUCGAAGCUAGGAAACGCGAGCUUGGACAACUGCAAGCGGAGGUGCUGGAGAAGACUAACAUCAUUGAAGCUGGAAGCGAGCUGCGCGAUGAGUUCCUUGCACAGAUUCAGGAGGCGGAACGUGUCAAGGAAGAGUGUCGCGGAUGGAGCGCUCGAGAUAUUCGUGAGCUCAAGUCUUCCGUCCAGAAGAUCGAGCACCAGACCGGUUGGUCAAUCAAGUCAGCGUCGACUCCAGCGGAGGAAUCCGUCAGCCCGAUGUUGACCAUGACAUACCGUGACCAGCUGCAAAUCAAGUUCCACCCUGGUGCAUUCACUACGAAGAACUCGGCCGCCGAGAAGACCAAUCUUUCUCUGGAGUUGACUUCUAUCAAGGGCAAAUCGAUUUCUCUCAUCGCGUCUCUAGUCUUGCAAUCAUUGCAGCAGCAUCUCGCCUCGAUUCAGCAGUCCAAGAUCACGCCGAAGCAGCUGCUACGCUUCAUCUCAAGCGCAUGGGACCGCACGACCGGCCUCGAGAACGAGGCUCGUAUGCUCGAGUUCUGCGGUCUUACCCGCCUGACUCUCUCAGAUCCUAGUGACGCUUCGCUGUCCCUGCGUGCUCGUUGCACCAUCCUCGGCAAUGCAGCUCCGUCAUCUACGCCCGGCCAUAAAGGCGCCGCGGCGAAAAACAACGGUGCAAAGCGGAUCGACGUUGACUUUAUCGUUCGCACGCGUAUCGAUACUGAAGUCAAGGACAUGGAACAGAUCGGGUCCCUUGACUUUGACAUUGAUGUCAUCGCCACGAAGGUCUAUGGCUUCGGCACUGGUAACAAGUCAGGCCUCUCGGGCAAGGAGAUGCAGAAUAUCCUGGGCAAUGGGAUGGUCCGGGAUGAAGGACAGACUCUUGGGAAUGGGGUCUGGUGUAAGGCUGUGCAGACGCUUACUGGAUCGGUGUUUUAA
This is a messenger RNA of Penicillium subrubescens, 4527 nucleotides long. Its product is annotated as kinetochore-microtubule binding complex subunit SPC105. The coding region runs from base 1 to 4527 and encodes 1508 amino acids. The record is from RefSeq and is a predicted model, not a curated record. The transcript has 4 exons. Gene Ontology annotation, biological process: protein localization to kinetochore; mitotic spindle assembly checkpoint signaling; mitotic sister chromatid biorientation. Lineage: Eukaryota; Fungi; Ascomycota; Eurotiomycetes; Eurotiales; Aspergillaceae.